AUGAAGAGUGGGUCAUCAAUACAGGUUGGCGCUUGCACAGAGGGUAUCGUAAUUCCAAGGAUUCAUGAAGUUAAAGAGAUAGAUAUUUCCGGUAUUUCAUGGAUCCUGGUCAUCGAGAAAGAGGCAGUGUUUCACCGUCUGAUAACAUCGGGCUAUCACAAUGCAUCGGCGGCAGGAAGCGGAAUCCUCUUAACGGGAAAAGGUUACCCUGAUCUUAGUAGUCGAGAAUUUCUACGCCUCCUUUCGAGGCAUGAAGUAUGCAACUCUAAGAUGAUAUUUAACCCGCUGCCGAUAUUUAUACUGGUUGACAGUGAUCCAGAUGGGAUGGCAAUAAUGUCAACUUAUAAAUAUGGGUCGAUGGCCCAGGUGCAUCGAAAUGCCGAUCUCAACGUGCCCUCAAUACAAUGGGUAGGAUUGCAGGCUUCCGAGAUGAUGUCGGCUGCAAGUCAUACAAAUAUGCCCUCGCUAGUCCCAAUGAGCCAACAUGACCGAAAAAAGGCAGAGGCUAUGCUUAAACGAAAUCCAAGCUUUGCUGAAGAUGGCCCGGAACCAGCAUGGAGAAAAGAGCUGCAAUCAAUGCUAGUUAUGAAUCUGAAAGCAGAACUUGAGAUAUUGUAUGAACUAGAUGGUGGCAUGGAGGGAUGGCUCGAUAGAAAGAUGUCGAAGUUAUGUUGA
Messenger RNA from Trichophyton rubrum CBS 118892, 675 nucleotides. RefSeq lists its product as uncharacterized. Gene Ontology annotation, molecular function: DNA topoisomerase type II (double strand cut, ATP-hydrolyzing) activity; DNA binding. The transcript is spliced from 4 exons. Bases 1 to 675 code for a protein of 224 amino acids. NCBI's taxonomy places the organism in Eukaryota, Fungi, Ascomycota, Eurotiomycetes, Onygenales, Arthrodermataceae. Gene Ontology annotation, biological process: meiotic DNA double-strand break processing; meiotic DNA double-strand break formation; reciprocal meiotic recombination. The record is from RefSeq and is a predicted model, not a curated record. Gene Ontology annotation, cellular component: nuclear chromosome.